AUGACCAAUAAAUUAUUUCCGCACGGCUUUCCGCAACGGGGAGAAAUUUACAAAUUCAACUUUAACCCCACUCGCGGCAAAGAAAUCCGGGAUAUUCAUCCGGGUUUGGUGGUUUCUAUUAACGAACAAAAUGAACACGGACACUACUUAAUUGUUGCUCCUAUUACUAGUACCUUAAAAAAGGUGCGGCUAUUCGAAGUGUUCAUUAAUGCUAACCAGCAAACUGGUUUAGACAAACCCAGCAAAAUUUUACUUAAUCAAAUUCGCAGUAUUGAUAAAAAGACUAGGAUAACUGAGUAUUUGGGCCAAGCCGAUACGGAAACUAUGCACCAAUUCAAAGAAAAACUGAAAAAUGGGGAUAUCAAAAUUG
Messenger RNA from Racocetra persica, 370 nucleotides. The record is from the annotation of a GenBank genome assembly. NCBI's taxonomy places the organism in Eukaryota, Fungi, Glomeromycota, Glomeromycetes, Diversisporales, Gigasporaceae.